Molecule: messenger RNA, 2125 nt
Organism: Sus scrofa (pig)
Lineage: Eukaryota; Metazoa; Chordata; Mammalia; Artiodactyla; Suidae
Gene: CKMT2
Product: creatine kinase, mitochondrial 2
Biological process (GO): phosphocreatine biosynthetic process
Cellular component (GO): mitochondrion
Molecular function (GO): creatine kinase activity
Source: RefSeq, a predicted model, not a curated record
UGGGUAGCAACUUCAGCUAGCGUGGAUACAAAGUGAGAUUGCCUAUCAAUCUACUGCAGAUGGCCUGAUCUAGAAGAGAAAGGUGAUAAUUACCGUCCCUGAAUCCAGGCCCCAGGCAAAUUGGAAGAUGAUAACUGAUGCCUUAGCCCCUAGCUCAGAGCUUGAUCAGAAGCUAGAAAGAGGGACCUCAGCCUAGGGAGAGGUUGGGGGUGGGAAGGGGAGAAGGAGAGGGGCUCAUUCUCCGUAGUUAAUCCGGGGCCCCAGGGAUGGGGCUCCUGAGAGACGGGAGGAACCAAUUCCCUAAAAGGGGCAGAUAGAGGACAGUUUCCCAGCGGCCCUUCCACCCCCAAGGCUGGAGCCUGCAAGCCUGGGCAGCCAGUCAGAUGCCUGUGGGCCCAGGAACCUCUCGCAGAGGCCAGGGAGAGGCAGCCUCCAGCUGCAGACUUAAGCCGGAAAAUUUAGCAGAGACAGAGCAGGUGCUACAAGGAACUCCGGGGCCCGCGGCGGCGGAAGAAUCAGGAGCCGGCCUUCAAGGGCACAGCUGGAGAGCGAUUCGGCCGGAGGUCUGAGGCCGGAUUGGCCGAGACGGGCCCGAUCCCGCCCCUCCCCUGAGCCCUUUCAAGGCCCGGCUCCGGCUCUCGCGUUUCAGUCCUUGGCUGUGGGCAGUGCAGGAGGCCGGGCGCAGGAGACUUCAGCUCCAAGACACUCAUCCACGAGGAAGGAUGGCCAGCACCUUCUCAAAAUUACUAACUGGCCGCAAUGCUUCUUUGUUAUUUGCCACCUUGGGCACCGGUGCCCUGACCACCGGGUACUUGAUGAAUCAGCGGAGCGUGUGUGCUGAGGCCCGGGAGCAGCACAGGCUGUUCCCGCCAAGCGCAGACUACCCUGAUCUACGCAAGCACAACAACUGCAUGGCCGAGUGCCUCACGCCGGCCAUCUACGCCAAGCUCCGCAACAAGGUGACACCCAACGGCUACACCCUGGACCAGUGUAUCCAGACUGGUGUGGACAACCCCGGCCACCCCUUUAUAAAGACCGUGGGCAUGGUGGCUGGUGAUGAGGAGUCCUAUGAGGUGUUUGCUGACCUCUUUGACCCAGUCAUCAAGCUGAGGCACAAUGGCUACGACCCUCGGGUGAUGAAGCACCCCACUGAUCUGGACGCAUCCAAGAUCACCCAGGGGCAGUUCGACGAGCGCUACGUGCUGUCGUCUCGGGUGCGCACGGGCCGCAGCAUCCGCGGGCUGAGCCUGCCGCCCGCCUGUACCCGGGCCGAGCGGAGGGAGGUGGAGAACGUGGCCAUCACGGCCCUGGAAGGCCUCAAGGGGGACCUGGCCGGCCGUUACUACAAGCUGUCCGAGAUGACGGAGCAGGACCAGCAGCGGCUCAUCGACGACCACUUUCUGUUUGAUAAGCCAGUAUCCCCUUUACUAACUUGUGCUGGGAUGGCCCGUGACUGGCCAGAUGCCAGGGGAAUCUGGCACAAUUAUGACAAGACAUUUCUCAUCUGGAUUAAUGAGGAAGACCACACCAGGGUAAUCUCUAUGGAGAAAGGAGGCAAUAUGAAAAGAGUAUUUGAGCGAUUCUGUCGAGGACUCAAGGAGGUAGAACGUCUAAUCCAAGAACGAGGCUGGGAGUUCAUGUGGAAUGAGCGCCUCGGGUACAUUCUGACCUGUCCCUCGAACCUCGGCACGGGAUUACGAGCUGGGGUCCAUGUCAGGAUCCCAAAACUCAGCAAGGAUCCGCGAUUUUCUAAGAUCCUGGAGAACCUAAGACUCCAGAAGCGUGGUACAGGUGGUGUGGACACUGCAGCAGUGGCAGACGUGUAUGAUAUUUCCAACAUAGACCGAAUUGGUCGAUCAGAGGUUGAGCUUGUUCAGAUAGUCAUCGAUGGAGUCAAUUACCUGGUGGAUUGUGAAAAGAAGCUGGAGAGAGGUCAAGAUAUUAAGGUGCCGCCACCUCUGCCCCAGUUUAGCAGGAAGUGAACUUUCCCUCCCCCAGUUUGAAAUAAUCUGUCUGCUGGAUGACAGACAUAAAGCAAUUUCUACUCUGAGAGUUUUUAUAGACUUGGAAAAAUGUAAAAUUGUAGGUCCUGUCUAUCUUUACAAUAAAACUCUCCUUAAUAUCU